This is a messenger RNA of Orbilia oligospora ATCC 24927, 1593 nucleotides long. RefSeq lists its product as uncharacterized. Gene Ontology annotation, cellular component: cytosol. Gene Ontology annotation, molecular function: glutathione synthase activity; glutathione binding; ATP binding. The record is from RefSeq and is a predicted model, not a curated record. Gene Ontology annotation, biological process: glutathione biosynthetic process. The coding region runs from base 1 to 1593 and encodes 530 amino acids. The transcript has a single exon. NCBI's taxonomy places the organism in Eukaryota, Fungi, Ascomycota, Orbiliomycetes, Orbiliales, Orbiliaceae.
AUGUCGUCAUACCCUUCAUACCCUCCAAACCUCACCGCGGAACAACUCUCCUACCUCAUCACUUCUUUCACCGACUAUUCCCUCUCCCACGGUCUUAUCGUCCGCCCCGCCCCCACCUUCAUCCCCACCAACCCUUCCAACUCCCUCGCCACACCAGCACCGGUAACCCUCUGGCCGUCUCCAUUCCCCAGAACCCACUUCGAAGAAGCCCGUUCCCUCCAACCAUUCUGCAACCUCCUCUACGCCCGUGUAGCAGCCGACCAAUCAUGGCUAGGAGAUCUAAGCACCUCCCUCUCCCUCGUCGACGACUUCAUCUCAAAACUCUGGGCCAUCCACACCCGGUUAAAAUCCGAAAACGGUUAUCAUCAUAAAUACUCCCUAGGACUAUUCCGUUCGGACUACAUGGUCCACACCUCAGAUUCCGAAUUCGCGCCAUUAGGGAUUCGACAAGUCGAGUUCAACACCAUUGCAAGUUCAUUCGGUGCAUUAGCUUCAAAAGUAUCGGAUUUACAUCGAUAUCUAUGGAGAAGUGGUGCUUACCCACCGACAGCAGAUUAUAUCAAUGAUUUAUCAUUACCCCGGAACGAAGCACUUGAAAGAUUAGCGGAGGGAUUGGCAAAGGCUCACGAAGUAUACAUUCAAGAUGUCUCGCCUGAUGCAAAAUAUACACUGGAGACCGCAGCAUCAGUAGGGCCUAAUUCUUCUUAUGGAAUAAUGUUUGUGAUUCAAGAUGGAGAAAGAAAUGCAUUCGAUCAGAGGUGGUUGGAGUACCAUCUUACACAGAAGUACGGGAUUAGGGUUUUUAGGGUGACGUUCGAGGAGAUUAGGAAGUACACACAUCAUGUACGGCCUAACUAUGAGUUAUUGUUUGUACCACCGCAUGCGUUCGAUGGGAGGAAACAGCAGGUUUAUGAGAUUUCGGUGGUGUAUUACAGGGCUGGGUAUGGACCUGGUGACUACCCGGGACAGGAGGAAUGGAAUACUAGGUACUUUUUGGAGGAAUCGAGAGCUAUCAAAUGUCCGACUAUUUUAACACAGUUGGCCGGGUCGAAGAAAGUACAGCAGGUACUCGCCGAAAAGAAAAAUUUGGAGAAGUUCAUGGGCAAUGAAAGGGGUGAAGAGGGUAUUGUGGAAAGGAUAUUUGAGACCUUUGCAGCGAUAUACCCGAUGGAUGAGUCCGAAGCUGGAUUGAAGGCUCGAAAGUUGGCAUUCGAAGAACCACAUAGGUUUGUGCUGAAGCCGCAGAGGGAAGGCGGAGGAAAUAAUAUCUAUAAAGAUAAGAUCCCGGAAUUUUUGAGGGGAUUGGAAGAAGAGAAGUGGCAAGGUUACAUUUUGAUGGAGUUGAUACGGCCUCCUGAGGUGGAGAAUUUGGUGAUGAGGAAUGGGGAGAUGAUGCAGGGGAAGGUAGUAGGAGAAUUGGGGGUCUAUGGGGCGGUUGUUUGGAAAGACGCAGAGGAUGGAGAACCUGGUGAUAUAGAUAUUGUGUACAAUGAAGAAGCCGGCGUGCUAUUAAGGACGAAAGGAAGCUCCAGUGAAGAAGGAGGAGUAGCGGCCGGAUUUGGUUGCGUCGAUAGUUGUGUCUUGGUGGACUAG